This is a messenger RNA of Onychostruthus taczanowskii (white-rumped snowfinch), 5549 nucleotides long. RefSeq names its product QKI, KH domain containing RNA binding (gene QKI). The record is from RefSeq and is a predicted model, not a curated record. Gene Ontology annotation, biological process: regulation of mRNA splicing, via spliceosome. Lineage: Eukaryota; Metazoa; Chordata; Aves; Passeriformes; Passeridae. Gene Ontology annotation, cellular component: nucleus. Bases 112 to 1119 code for a protein of 335 amino acids. The transcript is spliced from 8 exons. Gene Ontology annotation, molecular function: mRNA binding.
CUCCCCCACCGCCUCCCUGCCCGCCCGGAUCCAGCCGGGCGCCCCGUGCCGCGGUCGCGUUGCUCGGCAGAGCUGCUGCGGGCGCUCGCCGUCUCUGCGCGGGCUUGGAAUAUGGUUGGGGAAAUGGAAACCAAGGAGAAGCCGAAGCCGAGCCCCGAUUACCUGAUGCAGCUGAUGAACGACAAGAAGCUGAUGAGCAGCCUCCCCAACUUCUGCGGGAUCUUCAACCACCUCGAGAGGCUGCUGGACGAAGAAAUUAGCAGAGUACGGAAAGACAUGUAUAACGACACAUUAAAUGGUAGUACGGAGAAGAGAAGUGCAGAAUUACCAGAUGCUGUGGGACCUAUUGUACAGUUACAAGAGAAACUAUAUGUGCCUGUAAAAGAAUAUCCAGAUUUUAACUUUGUUGGAAGAAUCCUUGGGCCCAGAGGACUAACAGCUAAACAGCUUGAGGCAGAAACAGGAUGCAAGAUAAUGGUCCGAGGGAAGGGCUCAAUGAGGGACAAAAAGAAGGUCUCCUUUAAGAGCAGAGACAGCCAUGAUGCAGCAAUUUUGGAGGUAGAGGAAGAACAGAAUCGAGGCAAGCCCAACUGGGAGCACCUGAAUGAAGAUUUACAUGUACUUAUCACUGUGGAGGAUGCUCAAAACAGAGCAGAAAUAAAGCUGAAGAGAGCUGUUGAAGAAGUAAAAAAGUUACUGAUACCUGCAGCAGAAGGAGAAGACAGCCUUAAAAAGAUGCAGCUGAUGGAGCUUGCGAUUUUGAAUGGCACCUACAGAGAUGCCAACAUCAAAUCACCAGCCCUUGCCUUUUCUCUUGCAGCAACAGCCCAGGCUCCAAGGAUUAUUACUGGGCCUGCGCCUGUUCUCCCACCAGCUGCCCUGCGUACUCCUACGCCAGCUGGCCCUACCAUAAUGCCUUUGAUCAGACAAAUACAAACCGCUGUCAUGCCAAACGGAACUCCUCAUCCCACCGCUGCAAUAGUCCCACCCGGACCCGAGGCCGGUUUAAUUUACACACCAUACGAGUACCCCUACACGCUGGCACCAGCUACAUCAAUCCUUGAGUACCCUAUUGAGCCUAGUGGUGUAUUAGGUAUGGCUUUCCCAACGAAAGGCUAAGAAUUCAAGAACGGUCUUAACUGAUCCUUCAUCAGAUCUGAAUUUUAACAAAUGCUUAGUUUUCAGCAGCCUUGAAAAAAGCUUGGCCUAGCAGUCAGUGACUUACUUGCACUUUUUUGCACAUAGAUUUAAAAUAAAAUAGUGCUAUUAAUUUGGAUUAGGUCCUAUUAUUACAGAGUAGCUGUAAUUUAUGAGUGUAUAGUAGUAUACUGACUGCUAAGUGUUCUAUAUAGUGUUUGCUUUACUAAUCACCUAAUUCAUUGCAGUUCAUACUUAUUGACUUAAAGUUUAAAAUCACAAUCUGUAGGCUUGAAGAAUUGCUUUAAAACUUAUUUUUUUGUGGUAGAACUGGAAGUGAUCUUAAGGUUAGCAAAUAAUUGUCAGUAUUAAAGAUGGCAUUAUUUAAAAUAGUCCUGCUGCAAGAAAGGCACUUCAGUGAAUAUGUGACUAGUAAAGCUUAAAUGUGCUUGGGUCUAAUAGAUUUCAUGAAAUACUGUAAUUUUGGGAUUGUAAAUGAAUGGAUUAAACAGGUUAAGGCCAGGAUGUUUAAAAUAAAUGCAAUAUUAAUCUGCACAGAUAAACUUCUUUUUAAGAUUAAGAUUUGAAACUACUGUGCCUUAACUUGUUGCUUUUCUUAAAAUGAACUUUUGUAGUUAAUGAUCAUUUAAAUCCAUUUUGAUAAACCUGCUGUUAAUGUUUUCUGUGAAUGUUUUCUAACUUUGUCUUGGUAAUUGCAAUUUAACUAGGUGCGGUGGCUACUAAAGUUCGAAGGCACGAUAUGCGUGUCCAUCCUUACCAAAGGAUUGUGACCGCAGACCGAGGUUAGUUUAGUUCUGCAGUUCUUGUUUGUAAGAAGUGCUUUGAGUGUACAUGAGAUUUGCAACACCACAGCUGGUUAACCAAAUACCCAGUCUUGACCCAUUCAUGAUUUUUCUCAAAAUCCUGGACAGUUAAUGUUUUAAAGCUUUGGGAAUGCUUGCAGUUUUAAAAAAUAUUUCUAAACUUGGCUUUCCCAGCUCAAUUAAAUAUAUAUACACUUUGAUAUAUUUAACAGAAAUUCUACAACUGAUUGAGUUUUAAAAAUGAAACAUCUAUCUGCAUCAGGAAACGCUAUGAAAUCAGUGCUGCAAUAAUUAAUUUGGUCGUGUUCCCCUCCUUCCCCCCCUGCCCCCGGUUCAUUCUUUUAAUUGGCGUGGAAAUAUCAGAUUGGUGUUGCAAAACAAAAUGAAUGGAUGGUUGCUUAAUGAGAAAGAAGUAAAGGAAUAAAUGCCUCCUGUCUGUGUUUGGAGAAAUCUGAAGAUUUAGAUUCCUUUUUUUCCAAUAAACUUUUGAGCCACUGUACUGUAUAUUAUGAGGAGGAUGCAUGUUCUCAGAUACCUGACUGAAUUCAGAAAGGUAAGGGCUGUGAAGAUAACUUCAAAAGUUGUUUCAGUUUGAAUUAGUAUGGGUAGGGGAAGGGAGGGUGUUUUGGUUGUUUUGGUUUCUGUUUGGUUUUGGGGUUUUUUUCCAAAAUCUAUUUCUUGGUGUUUGCCUUUUGCUGCUAAAAUGUGUAACCUGAAGGAGAAACAACUUUUGAAUACCUGUUGGUGAGAUGACAUCCAAUAUUUGGGCAUCUCUCUUUAACCCUUGAAUGGAAAGUAAAUCUUCAUUUUUCUCCUGUUCCUCAAGUGUCAUGCCUUUGGACCCCUGAAUGAAGUGUUUAUUAAGCUUAUUGAGAAAACUGAUAUUUUCGGUUUAUUGACAUUGGCUAGGAAGCAGUGUGGGGGAUGAAUUCUUAUCCCGUCCCUGCUGCUGACUCACUGUGGUUUUCAGCAAGUCAUUUAAUCCCUCUGUGUAUGGUUUCCCAUUGGUCAAAUAAGGAUAAUAAUACUUCCCUACCUCACAGGGGUGUUGUGGGGGUUCUUGUUUUGUACAGGGCUUUGAGGAUGCAAAGCAUUAUGUGCCAAGUAUUAUUAUUCUGCUCUCAUCCAAAUCAGUGUUGUGCAGAUUUCCAUUAUGUUGUAAUAUUCAAAAGCCAAAUUCCAGUGACAGAUCUGACAUCUCCUAACUUUGACCACACUUCUCACAACCUUCCAUAAAUUAACUACAAGAGAGAAUACAGAUUCUGGUCAAUACAGUAAAUGGGGCCCUCCUGGAUAUUUGGUAUAUUUAUGUAACAUUUUUAUCUUUGAUAUGAUCUUAAGGCUUUACAGAAAGUGUAAAGCUGAUACAGGACACUUCUUUAGUUUUCUGUAAGAUUGUUUUAUAUCACUGCCCACUAUUUGCAGCCCAUUGGCUUGUUCGCAUUUCUUGAGAACUCUUCAAUGGGGCAACAGGAUAUAAUCAAUUAAAUGUCACAGCCCAUGUUUCCAAAAAAAAAAAAAAAAGAGUAAAAAAGAAAGUAGGUCUUAAUAUUCUUUUUUUUUUUUUUUUUUCAAUCUCAGUCAAGAGAAAUUGAUGAUAAUGAUUUGGUUGUCUUUGAAAAUUUGACCUGAUGUUGCAAAAAACAGUUUAAAAGGUUUUGGUGAUGACUUUGUUCAGCAUUAUUUCUUUUUUUUAAUUUACUGAAAUUAUAUUGUAGAAUUAAAAUACUGUCAGUAUUUGCCAUAUUCACCUAUUUGGCUGUUCUGUCACCAGGAUAUUUCUAUAGCUAUGGCCACAAAAAGCAAUGUCAGCAAACCGAAAUAACUUCUUUUUCCAAUGUGGAAAUAUUUUUUUAUGUAGUUAAAUGUCACUAAAUCUGUCUACAUUCAUCGGGUCUAAAGUUGGUGGUUUUUUGGUUUUUUUAAAAUUCUAAAUUUACUGUCAGAUGAUUCUGUAGUACUACUGCAUUCACUUUUUAAGUAGUUUUUAUUCUUUGCAUAAUUUUGGUUUUUUGUUGGGGUUUGGGUUGUUUUUCCAGAGAUAAGCACUGCAUUUAAAGCAAGAAUCCCCAAAUGUGUAAAUGUUUUACAACUAAACAUGUAGAAUUGGUGAAGGGUUGGAAAAUAUAGCUCAUUUUAACUCAGAAUAAAACCCCAGUUUAUAAAUAAUACAAAAUUGAAUUUGAUUCAUAUAACAGAGAGACUGACUGAUUUAAUUGUAAUAAACUGUAAAUGGUGUUGCACAGUUGACAAACCUGUGUGUACUGUAGAAGGCCAGAGACUUGGCAGAGGAUGUAUCACAGGUGUCCUGGUAUUUUAUAAAGGUAGCUUGCUUUGAUUUUAAACUCCACAAGAAAUAUUAAUGCUGAGAAUUUUCUCAAAUGUUUUAUCCAAACCAAUUUUCACAUAAUUUAUAUAUAAAUUUUAAUACCUUUUAAUCAAAAUUGUAAUGAGUAUCAAAAUGCUUUAAGAGUCUGUUUCUAGUGUACCUGUAAAGUGGUAAGAUUGUGCCACAUAAAAUAUUUAUUUUUAUUUUUUCUUCUUUUUGAAACAGCUGUUAUAAUUUAAGCAAAUCCCACUUAGCAUGAUUCUGAAAAAAAAUUCAGGGAGCGUUUGAUCUCAUUUAUGUUACAGUAGUAAUUUUUUGUAGUGUUAUGAACUGUAUCCUAAAUGAUAGGCCACUUUUAUUAUGUGAAAGUAAAUGAACCCACAAGAAAGAUUGUUAAAUCGAUGGUAUCUGUGAAUAUUACACCUACUGGACUUCAUUUUAUGUAAUGGCACAAAUCUGACUUUGCACUGAAUACCUUUCUCACUUUCAUCUCCUCUGCCUUAGUCAAAAUGGCAACAGUACAGAAACUUUUAUCAACCUCAGAAUUUCUUAGCUCUAAUUAAGCUGUUGAAUGAGUCUUAAAAGAAAAAUUUAAAAAUUAUACUACUGUUAAGUGGACCAAGUUUGGUGAAGGAGAAUGCAAGAGAAUGAUUAAAGAAGGAAUAGCUCAAGAACAUUGGGAAUGAUAACUUUCCACUUGAGAACUUUUUUAUGUUUUACUGUAAUUUGUUUGUGGUUUUGGGUUUUAUUUUUUUGUUUGUUUUGUUGUUUUUUUCUUUUUCCUUUUUUUUGUUUUGCAAAAGAAAAUAGUAUUUACAGGUGGCUUCUUUUAAAAUAUAAAAAUAUAAAGCAGGAAUGUAUAUGAAAUGUCAGAUUUUAUUGUAUUUGCAGAGUAUUAGCUUUGAAAAUGAAUAAAGAGAGCUGUUUGUAGUUUUAAAAUGCCUUAUUAGUAUCAAUUAGAUAUUUUCUCUAUUUUUUCAUGUACUUAGAGCUUUUUAAGUAUAGACUUUAAAAUGGCAGGACUUCUACAGUGUUUACAUGCAAGUGCAUUUUAUAAGUGUCCUAUAUGUGUAAAAUAGUAUUUUGAACGGGAAAAUGCUAGCUAUAGUAGCAGGCUGAGCGUUUUCCUGGUUUCCACGAUGAUGCCUACGUUGCUAGACUACAGUUUAUAGUACUGCUUUGUAUCAUGAGGCCAAGAAAUUCCAUGUUGUUUGUAAAUAGAAUAAAUGAAAGGCAAUAAAAAAUUUAUUGAACAAAAA